Blepharisma stoltei is the source of this 339-nucleotide messenger RNA. Lineage: Eukaryota; Ciliophora; Heterotrichea; Heterotrichida; Blepharismidae. The record is from the annotation of a GenBank genome assembly.
AUGGUUGAAAGCUACGCGACUGCUUUGUCAGGGGUACUAAGCGCACUGCAGGGAACUUGCAGAAAUGAAGAUACAGGUGCUAGAAAAGAAUGCAAACGCCAACAAAGAGAAACUCUCAUGAUGCUAGAAGUACUCCAUGCAGGAGCUCCAGAGUACCGUGCUAAAGAAAAAGCGACACUUGAGACAGCUCAAAGUUGUUAUGAUAAAUGCAAAAUUGUUGGGAAAAAUAGAGUUAGGGAAUGCAACUCAAGAUGUUUGAAUGUCAUAUCUCAAGAUAUAUGGAAAGAUGUUUGGGCCGCUUCAGAAGCAGUUAAGAAAGCUCAGGACGCUGGGCAAUAA